Messenger RNA from Colletotrichum paranaense, 1230 nucleotides. RefSeq lists its product as uncharacterized. Gene Ontology annotation, biological process: protein phosphorylation; positive regulation of transcription by RNA polymerase II. The record is from RefSeq and is a predicted model, not a curated record. Gene Ontology annotation, molecular function: RNA polymerase II CTD heptapeptide repeat kinase activity; ATP binding; cyclin-dependent protein serine/threonine kinase activity. Lineage: Eukaryota; Fungi; Ascomycota; Sordariomycetes; Glomerellales; Glomerellaceae. The transcript is spliced from 2 exons. Gene Ontology annotation, cellular component: transcription factor TFIIH holo complex; transcription factor TFIIK complex; cytoplasm. Bases 1 to 1230 code for a protein of 409 amino acids.
AUGUCGGCAUCACCACUCGUCGUCCGUCCCGCCGACGCGUUGAAGCCAGCGGGGGCUGUCGGCUCGCCAUUCCGUAAUUUGUCAUCGGCUCAGGUUUCCUCAGGAAAUGGCACCCCGCAGCCAUCCAAGGACAAGAAGGCCGCGCCCAUCCCGACGACAGCCCCGACUCUGGAUCUCGCCGAGCAAAUGAACGAGGUCGAGAAGAAGCAAUAUGUGAAAGGAAAGAAACUCGGAGAAGGUACCUACGCCAUCGUCUUCCUCGGCCACCUCCGAUCGAAUACAUCCUCCCUCGUCGCCAUCAAGAAGAUCAAGGUCCAGAAAGAAUACCAAGAAGGCAUGGCACCCGACGCCGUCCGCGAACUGAAGCACCUUCAAGAGCUCCAGCACCCUAACAUCAUCUCCCUCCUCUCCGUCUUCUCCUCCAAGGACCAGAACCUCAACCUCGUCCUCGAAUACCUGCCCUUGGGUGACCUCGAGAUGCUCAUCAAGGACACGGCAAACGUCCGCUACGGUGCCGCAGAUAUCAAGGCCUGGAUGGGCAUGCUCACCCGCGGCGUCUGGUUCUGCCACGAAAACUUUGUCCUGCAUCGCGAUAUCAAGCCCAACAAUUUGCUGAUCGCCGCCGACGGCGAGGUGAAGCUUGCCGAUUUCGGUCUUGCGCGGAGCUUUGCGGACCCGUACCAGGUCAUGACGAACCAGGUUAUCACGCGCUGGUACCGCCCGCCUGAAUUGCUCUUUGGCGCGAAGCACUACAGCGGCGCCGUCGAUGUCUGGAGUGUUGGAUGCGUUUUUGCGGAACUCAUUAUUCGUGCGCCGUACAUGCCGUCCGAGACCGAGGUUCAACAGAUUUCCCUCAUUUGCCGUGCCGUCGGUACACCGACGGAGGAGAAUUGGCCCGGAGUGACCAAGCUUCCAGCCUACACGGUGCCGGAUGAUGCCGAGCCCGUCAAGGGCAGGGAUUUCUACCAGGCCAUGUUCGGCACCGUGGGUCCUGAGGGUGUCGAUCUCCUAAUGAAGACAUUCAUUCUUGAUCCCAAGAAGCGCAUUACCGCACGAGACAUGCUGAACCACAACUGGUGGCGCACGGAGCCGAAACCUUCACGCAAGGAGGACCUCCCCAAGAAAGGCGGCGGCGAAGAAAAGAUGGGCGCGGACCUGAAGCGACGUCCAGGCAUGGUUGAUGAGGAUAGGGGUGCCAAGGUGGCUCGCAAGCUCAACUUUGGAGCUUAA